UUGUGCUGUCAGUUGGUUGGGUGAAACUGAAACGCAGCAUUUGCUUGUAUUUUGUGUGUGGAUCCAGCGCUGUGUGGACUCUCUGCAGUGUUUAUAAUGGGGGCUAUUGUAAUGUCCGGGUGACUGUGUAGGAAGAGGGGCAUUCCUGUUGUCAUUGCGGGGUGUACACGGGUCAGUGUCAGCUGGCGAUUGUCCUUCGUUGUCAGGGUUGGAUGGUGUGAUCCUGGAGCUCGGUGUCAGAUGAUGUUGUGCAGCUAGUGCCCCGCUCAGGGUCAGCUGCUGAUGCUGUGGGCCAGUUGGUUUGGGUUGGGAUGGGAUGAGGAGCCCAUCGGACUGUGCGCCGGGCUCAUGGAUGGAUAUAGCGCUAACGUGCCCGCCUUCCUCACCAAGUUGUGGACUUUGGUGGAGGACCCCGAGAGCAAUGAACUGAUCAGCUGGAGUGAGAGUGGGACCAGUUUCCAUGUCUUUGAUCAGGGCAGGUUUGCUAAGGAAGUACUGCCCAAAUACUUCAAGCACAACAACAUGGCCAGCUUCGUGAGGCAGCUCAAUAUGUAUGGUUUCCGGAAGGUGGUGAAUAUUGAACAAAGUGGUUUGGUGAAGCCGGAACGAGAUGACACUGAAUUCCAGCACUUGUAUUUCCUGCGGGGUCAGGAGCACCUACUGGAACACAUCAAGAGAAAGUCUCUCUCUCUCUUUGUCUUCAGUCAGAAUGAAGUGCUAUGGCGGGAGGUUGUCUCUCUUCGACAGAAACACAUGCAGCAGCAGAAGGUGAUUAACAAGCUGAUUCAGUUCCUGCUCAGCCAGCUCCAAUCGAACCACAACACAAUCGGGCUGAAGAGAAAGCUGCCUCUGAUGUUGGAUGAUGGUAGUUCUCCUCCUCCUGUGUCUAAAUACGUUCGACAUCUAUCAAUAGAACCUCUUCAGGACACCUAUUUCAUUCAGUCGCCGUCCACAGAAGCCGCCUCCUGUUCCAAUACCUACACCAAUAGUCCUCUUCCUGGUGGUCCAAUUAUUUCUGAUGUCACAGAGCUGCCCCCAACCAGCUCUGCAACCAUUGCAUCUGGCACAGAGCAGCAAAGGGAGAAAUGCCUGAUGGUGAUUAAGGAGGAGCCAGCCAGUCCAGCGGUUGGAGUCCAGGUCCAAGCAGACACUGUGGUUUCGGGGAACCCAUGUAGUGCAUGUCUGGAGCCUCCAGUUUUACCAGUGUCUGUUGUGGAGUCUGUUUUGGAGGGCAGGCCCACUUGCAACACAGUGCAGCACCUGGAUAAGAGAGGAAGGAUGGCUGCUUUAGACAGGACUGAGUUGCCUGAGCACAUGCCGAGCAUUGAGUUGAACCUGGAUGGCUUGCAUUCAUUGCUUGGGAGCCAGCAGUAUAGCCUGGAGCAUUCGAGCAUUAUGCAUAUCUUCAAUCCAAAUCUUCCUGUAAAUGAGCUGAACCUGACUGACAUGGAGGCAAAUCUUGCAAUGAUUCAGAAACUCAUUGUGGAUCCAGAGCUGAGGCCGACUGAACCGUCCGACAAAGCCCUGAAAACUGGAGAAAGCUCAGGGAAGCCACAGCUUCAGCAAGCUUCACAGGAUUUUCUUCCAGAGCCACAUCUUCCAAUGAAUCACGAACUCUCCAGCCUAGACCACGAUACAGCCCUUUAUGAGUUCACUGAGGAUACGGGUACAUAUUUCCCAGAUACUAAUGUCGGGCAGGAGGAAUUCUGAGAAAAACUGGACCCAAGCAACAAGUCACAACAAGGUAGAGUCAUAUGCCUUGGCUGUAGCAUUUACACUUAAAAGGUAAAGUGAACCUUUUAGAGAAUCCUGAGGAUUGUGGGUUCCUGCUCACCUGCCGAUUCCACUGACGUUGCCUGAAGGAAACCAUUUCUCUUCUUUGUCAUUUUCUCCCCCUUGUCCUUCUGCCUUAAUCGGUCAUAUUGAGAAGGCUGGAGGUGAUGAAUUCUUGCACUUCGACAGGCUGGUUAAGUCAGUUCAGCCAGGAAGUGAAGUGGUGUACUAAGAAUCCUCUGCAGAGAGGAAAUUAGCCUGUGAUGGCUUUGUGCAACAGCACAGAGAUCUCGUCCACAACUACUUUUUGCCUUGUGUGUAAUUUGAUCUUUUAAGGUUCUGUUCAGAAUGUUUGUGUUAUACAUCUAUGGCCAAAGAACAGUAAUAAUUUUAUAUGUGUAUACUAUAGCACACUACACUACAAACAUGCAGUUUUCUUUUCCAAUCUAUAUACCUUGCAUUGGGCUUGAUAGGGUUGGGUUUGAUGUAUUGAUACUGCACUUGAAGUAUUUUUGAUCAAGCUAUUGUGAUAAAUCUUUACACAUUCAAUAAAAAAGUUGAAGCAGAUUUUUAUUAUGUGAAAUUAAACCCAUGUUUCACAGAUGUGUAAACAAUCUCAGUAUGAAGUGGUGGUCAAAGCAGAAUCCUCAUUGCAUUUAAAAUGUACUUGGAUAUAUGCCUUAAAUGUCAACUAUGAACCAAAAAACUAGAAAGUGAGACUAGGCUGUCUAGGCAGACACACAGGUAACCUCCUUUUAGGCCAUAUGUUUUCUAUUUUUCAAAAAGAAAGCAGAUUUGAUUCUCAGCAAAAGAUGAUUCUGGUCUCUGAGAUAAGCUAGGAUAUGUAUGUGGAGAUGAAGUGUGCAUUGACACUUAUGCUGCAAAGAAAUUCAAGAACAGCUUCUUCCCUGCCUUUAUUAGACUGAUAACUUCAAAUAUUGUUGAUCUUGCUUCAUGCACCUCCUGUACAAUGUAACGUGCAUGCCUCACUCUAAGUACCCUGUGAUCUGUAUGUCCUUGCUUAUUAUGAUCUGUCUGGAUUGCUCACAAACAAAGCUUUUCACUGUACAUAGGUACACAUGAUGACAAUAAAUCAAAUCAAAUAAUUUCACAUCAAGAGAAGACUUACACCAUAAACACAACUGGCAUUGGUACACAAUCCACACUAAAGCAGAAUGGAGGAGGUAAUCUCACUCCUUUUCACUUUGGAGGCAAUUCAAUCAUGACACCUUAUUUACUUUGACAAAUUAAACAUCAGAAUGAAGCCAAACUGGCUUUGUACUGCCGUUUAAACAUACAGUAUGGAUGCACCAUAAUGUCCCAUAGCAAAACAUACUCAACUGAGUGAUGAUUGGCAGUUCAGGAAUCUUAAAACAAACUGAGAAGCAUAUCAUGAUGCAAUUACAAUAUUUAUUAAAGAAAGGCAGCAAGACAAAGUAGCCUUGAGAGAUCCAACAUGCUGGAUAUCAGAAGGGUUAAAAUAGGCAGUAAUAAAGAAAUAUUGAAUUAGAGCAAUAUUGUGAUAAGGUUUGUAAUUGGAAACCAAUUGCUCAUAUUGCUCUUGAAUACUGACAGGUUCAGGCAGUUACGAUCAAACCCUUUUUAAGUAAGUGUCGUCUCUCCGGUGCUGGCAUGGAAAGGUUCUAAGAAAAGGUACGAGGGGAUAUUGGAGCCACUUGCAGUGCAAACAAGGUUAUUAUGGAGGGAAAUAUCCCUUUGGAAAAGGGAAGCAAAAUAUAUACCUAUUAAUGGCAUCAUGCUGAUAGUGGCAGAAAGUGGAUGAUAACGGCAGAUUGGUUGAAUAUGAAGAUAUUGAUCAGAAGCACUGAUUACAUCAUCAGAACUAAUAUGACAGAGCUGGAGGAACUUGGGAAAAUGGAAUAGAGUCCCUACAGGAUUUUACAUGAACUCCUUAGUUUCAUGGUGUUAGGAAGUCAUUUGAAGGUGAUUCAGUUAUUUGAUGUCCUUUUGUUAAAAAUACAGUACUUGCCAUCGCCAGAGAAAGUACAAAUGUAGUGUUUCUGCUCAAAAACUACAGAAAUUAAGUUAAACUUUCCCAAAGCAAUCAGAUUUAAAUUCAAGCAGUUCUAGGAAAAAGAAUUCUAUUAAAGCUGGAAGUGAUUGUUUCUGAUUGGAAAAGCUAAUCAUAAAAUCCCUACAAAUUGGAAACAGGCCAUUCAGCCCAUUGAGUCCACACUGACCCUCCAAAGACCGAGA
Chiloscyllium plagiosum (whitespotted bambooshark) is the source of this 3990-nucleotide messenger RNA. The record is from RefSeq and is a predicted model, not a curated record. NCBI's taxonomy places the organism in Eukaryota, Metazoa, Chordata, Chondrichthyes, Orectolobiformes, Hemiscylliidae.